CCGAGAGCGCGCCCGGAUGCGCGUGCUGAGCAAAGCCUUCUCCAGGCUCAAAACCAGCCUGCCCUGGGUGCCCCCCGACACCAAGCUCUCCAAGCUGGACACGCUCCGGCUGGCUUCCAGCUACAUCGCGCACCUGCGGCAGCUGCUGCAAGAGGACCGCUACGAGAACGGCUACGUGCACCCGGUGAACCUGACGUGGCCGUUUGUGGUCUCGGGGCGACCCGACUCUGACACCAAAGAAGUUUCAGCUGCCAGCAGACUCUGUGGGACCACCGCUUAGGUCGAACUUGAACGCCAUGGGUUACUGGUUAAGCGCCUGCGUUUGGGGGCCACGGAGAGAAGGGAGACUACGUGAGAACCCCCAGAGAAUGGGGGGAGGAGUUCCAUUGGAUUCUCCUAGACACCCCCCACUCCGAAUUUUCAACACAAGUGGCGGGCGCGAGGGGGCAGAGCCCUAGAGUUGGCGGAGUUGCUGUCGUCUCAGGGCGCCCAAGGCACCGGCUGCAGCGGCGGACCUGGGCGAGGACACUUCACCCCUCCAGGAAGCGCUUGCUCCCGUCUCAGAUCCGACCUCCGGCUCCAGCAGUGCAGACCCUCACGCUGCCAUCAGAGCCCAGUGCCGAGCCCCCUGGGGUCAGUUUCCGAGCUGAGCCAUAUAUGUAUUUAUAUAUAUGCAUCACACGUGACGGCACUGCUCUGCGCAGCCCGGCCUUUACCAUUAGACUGGUUAGGACGCUCUCUCCGUGACAAUCGGCUUCAAAGACAGGAAUCUUCGCGUGAGACCCACAUUGGGCAGGUUUUUAAGUUGCAAAGAGAGGAGAGUGAAUUCCUGGGUGAGCUUAGUAUCCCACAGCGCGGAGCCCUCCAGGCGGAACGACUGGUGGGUGCCCUCUCUCUGUCCCAGAAGCGGGAGCAGUCUGAGAACACCUGAGCCUUUUGCCCCCAGUGCUCCCCGCAGUUAGGCCUCCGUGCUGCGGGCAGACCCCUCAUUCCUGCAGGCUCCCUACCCUUCCUAACCAGGCUUAGGUCUAUCCUGUCCCCUCCUAGGGGUGAUCCACCCCCUCCUGACCUCUCCAGGCUCCUGUCCUUCAGGCUUUCCUCUACCCCCUCCUCCCACACCUCCUUGCAGAGUCCCCUUCCACUCCUGACUGUCCCUACCUGUCCCCCACCCCCUCCCCCUGCUCGCCCAGCAAGGGUCACCCCUCCUCCAACACCAUCUCCCUGGCCCACUUUCUUUCUCCCUCCUGGCACUGAGCCUGUUUGGUACCUAAUGACCCUGCUCAGGGGGAACAAACCGCUGCUGGAGGCUGCACGACCACAGUUAAUUAACAAAUGUAAAUAAGUUUAUUUUUUUA
Myotis brandtii (Brandt's bat) is the source of this 1355-nucleotide messenger RNA. RefSeq names its product musculin (gene MSC). The record is from RefSeq and is a predicted model, not a curated record. Gene Ontology annotation, molecular function: RNA polymerase II transcription regulatory region sequence-specific DNA binding; protein dimerization activity; DNA-binding transcription factor activity, RNA polymerase II-specific. The transcript is spliced from 2 exons. The coding region runs from base 17 to 280 and encodes 87 amino acids. Gene Ontology annotation, biological process: skeletal muscle tissue development; regulation of transcription by RNA polymerase II. NCBI's taxonomy places the organism in Eukaryota, Metazoa, Chordata, Mammalia, Chiroptera, Vespertilionidae.